AUGGCGGCCCAGCUCCAUCCCCCGUCCCCAAUCUUCUCCGCUGCUGCCACCACCAUCCAAAAUCUCGCUCAUUCCCCGUCGUCGCCACCUCCGCCACCGAGGGGCUGGGUGGCGCUGCUGCGGGAUGUGCUUGUGGCCGUCUUCCGCAAGCUCGACCAUGUCGAGAUCCUCAUGGGCACCGGGCGGGUGUGCCGCUCCUGGUGCCACGCCGCGCGAGACGACCCCGCGUUGUGGCGCCGCAUCGACAUGCGCGGCCACGCCGACCUCCACCGCCGGGUCGGCCUCUGCGGGAUGGCGCGGGCUGCCAUCCACCGUGCGGUGCGACGCGUUCUGGGCCGAGUGAUCCCGCUGGUGCAGGAGACGCCCAACUACGGCGGCGUCAUCAUGUGGAACCGGUACGACGACAAGAGGGAUCGCUACGGCCUCCGCAUCAAGCUCAUGGUCUGA
This is a messenger RNA of Setaria italica (foxtail millet), 447 nucleotides long. Its product is annotated as putative F-box/LRR-repeat protein 9. Gene Ontology annotation, molecular function: protein binding. Lineage: Eukaryota; Viridiplantae; Streptophyta; Magnoliopsida; Poales; Poaceae. The transcript has 3 exons. The record is from RefSeq and is a predicted model, not a curated record. The coding region runs from base 1 to 447 and encodes 148 amino acids.